Molecule: messenger RNA, 1973 nt
Organism: Coccomyxa subellipsoidea C-169
Lineage: Eukaryota; Viridiplantae; Chlorophyta; Trebouxiophyceae; Coccomyxaceae
Exons: 8
Coding region: 291-1973 (560 amino acids)
Source: RefSeq, a predicted model, not a curated record
CGACUUUUUAUUUCUUGGGACACUUGCGCCUGUCAGGCAUUCUUGUGUCCGAGCGUGCAGCUUGCCAGAGGUAUCGUUGUAUCAGGACACUUGGCGAGACGACCAGCGGCCCAACAUUCAGCAGUGGUGAGGCUCUCCCAGCGAAAAAGGCACGAGAUAGCAUCUCAACAAGCCCUUCGCAAGGACAGACGCGAGGCGACACCACCACACCAGAGGCAGCAAGCCCAGCUUUUACCGCUGAGGGACCCAAGAUUGGGAAGCUAGCAGAGAGAGUGGGGGCCACAAAUAGCAUGUGGACAAUGGGCUCUCCAUUUGACGCCCCCCUUCCUAGAUUCCAGCAGGCAGCAGCCAACCUCAGCAGCAACAUCGGCCCCAACGCUAAGAAGCCCCCUCUGAGUCCCAGUCUGCCCAUCGAUGGAGAGAAAUCGCUGCAGGAGGCUAGAAGUCCCCAGAAGGGGCCUGGUCUGGACUUUGGAUCCUCUCCAUCCCUAGAGCACAGCGCCAGCCUCAGCAACAUUUCGCGCCGCAGGAUAAGCACCUCUGUCAGGAGCGAGUUCCCCUCGUCCCACUCCCUGCCCUUCGUUCAGAAAUUCGCGGCGGAGACCAAAAUGGUAACGAGCGAUGCGCUGGAGAUUCCUUCCUGCAGUUCGAGCGAGCCGCUGCAGGCGCAGGUAUCGCUGCCGCCAGUAUCCUCGCUGCUGCUGCCGCAGCCGGCCGGCUUCCGCUGGUUCCCCCGCAACUUCACCGGCAUACUGGCAGCUACCGGGAUGCUGGCGCUGCUGGUGAUGUCCGUAGUCAUCCUGUGGCCACCAGCUGGCGGCUCGGCAGUCAUCAGCCAGCCCCUGCAGCAGGCCCCCUCCAUCGGGCACCCCCGCAAGUUCUUCGACAGGAUCUUCAACGGCAACCAGCCACAGCAGAUGGAGCACUUCACUGCAGCGCAGGGCGCCGGCUGGGGCACCGGUUUUGGCCUGGAAGAUUCCUCGCAGCCCCUGGGCCUAGAAGUGAUCCCCUCGGACGACUUCACAAACUUCGUGGCCACGCACCUCGGCUGGGAGGACGACGAGCCCGUCACGGACUCCAUCGCCGAAGCGCGGUUCGAGGCGGCUGAGGCGGCUAACGACCACCUGCCGCUCGCUGGCGGGUUUGGUGAGGGAUUAGUCACCAUCGACGCAAAGGGGGUGGACCACAUGGCGCACGCUAUCUCCGCCGCCGUGGCCGCCAGCGCCAAAACAGGUGCCGCCGCGAAUUCGAAUUCAAACUCCGCUGACGCGGCCGCCAAAUCUGGCGCGGCCAUUGAGGGGCGCAAGGAACUGGAGACCGGGGGGACUGCGGCAACGGCGACUACGGGGACUACGGCGGCAAAGCCGGCGAACGCGGCGUCCGGAGUAAUUCCCCAAGAGACCGUUCGCACCGGCAACCCUUUGGCCAAUAGCAUCGGGGUUGCCGACCCCGGGAACCUGCUGGACAGCGACUCCACCACUCCUGUCACGAAUGCUAAUAAGCCGCGCAUAGCAGUGCAGCCGGGGGUGGCCGGGGGAGUGAACAGCGCCAACAACCAGAUGGCGAGCACCUUCACAGCCACCACCCAGCCGAGGGUUGCAGUGCAGCCCACCGUCGCGGGGGGGACCAACACCGGCUCCCAGAUGAACGGGGGGACCACCUCCACAGCUGCAGGCACCAUGGGGGCCACCCAGGUCGUGGGGACCAAGCCGACUGGCUCCUCUGCGAGUUCCUCGGGCUCUGGCUCGUCUGGCGCAACUGCCAGCAGCCUUCGCAGUAGCAGCGGUGGCCGCGCCACGGGCAGUGGAUCUUCUGCUCGCGGAGCAGGCACGGGCACUGUGGGAUCCAACCAGCCGCUGGAGAACAUAGCGGCCGGCCAGACAGUGACCGUGAGCCAGGCCGAUUUGUCAUCGUCCACCUCAGCGAGCGGGGGCUCCAGCGCCGGCAGCACCUUCAAGCCCCUUGCCGGAUGA